Passer montanus (Eurasian tree sparrow) is the source of this 314-nucleotide messenger RNA. RefSeq names its product TBC1 domain family member 17-like. The transcript has 4 exons. The annotation marks the transcript as partial. NCBI's taxonomy places the organism in Eukaryota, Metazoa, Chordata, Aves, Passeriformes, Passeridae. The record is from RefSeq and is a predicted model, not a curated record.
GUAGGCGUGGCCGGACGGGCGGAAGCGGAAGCGGCGGGAGCGGCCAUGGAGGAGGCGGCGGGAGGGAGGGAGCUGCUGUCCCUGCCCGGGGUCUCUGUCCCUCUGUCCCUGCCCCCGCGGCUGCUGCAGGGACGGCUCCGCGUGCGGCACCGGGCCCAGGACCUGGUGCUGCAGUGGGAGCCCCUGGAGGAGAACUGGGAACCCCCCGGGGAGGAGGAGCCGCCCGACCCCGGCUUCGAGCCCGACUGGGCGGUGCUGAGCCCGGCCCCGCCCCCGCCCCGAACCGGUACCGGGGAUUGGGGAGAAUUCCGGGG